AUGGCAGGCUGGUUCUCUUCAACCUCGCCGCUCGAUGAGCAAAUCGAGCGGGCGACAGCUUCUUCCCUAGAAGACAUUGCCCUCAACCUGGAAAUAUCAGAUAUGGUUCGAUCAAAGAGCGUUCAGCCCAAGGAUGGAAUGAGGUCUUUGAAACGACGACUCGAGAAUAGGAAUCCCAACAUUCAACUGGCGACACUAAAGUUAACGGAUACGCGCCCCCUUAAUGCCGAGGUCCAGGGGAAAAUAUUGGAACUUAUUCAGAACUGGGCUAUGGCUGCACAGGGCCGUAUGGAUUUGGUGUAUUUGGGAGAGACAUAUCGCAAAUUGCAGAGUGAAGGAUACCGAUUUCCACCAAAGACAGAAAUGAGCGGCAGUAUGCUGGAAAGUAGCGCACCUCCAGAGUGGAUCGACUCUGAAGUCUGCAUGCGAUGCCGGACUGCCUUCAGUUUUAUGAAUCGCAAACAUCACUGCCGUAACUGUGGCAACGUUUUCGACGCUCAGUGUUCAAGCAAGACCAUUCCUUUACCGCAUCUGGGAAUUCUGCAGCCUGUCAGAGUAGAUGAUGGAUGUCAUGCCAAAUUGACCUCCAAGUCAUUUGCGCCACCGGGAAUUUCGGAUCGAUUCGCGUUCAAAAACAACUCCAUCAGCAAAUCUAACACAAUGGAACCUCGCGCUGGUAAAGCGGAUACAGGAUUCGAUGAGGAUUUGCGUCGAGCAUUGCAAAUGAGUCUCGAUGAAGCCGAGGGCAGAGGUCCUUCGGGGUUUGUACCGCAGACAGGCAACGCUCCAGAACCCGCUAAGCCUGCCCCAGGGCCGGAGAAUGGAGAUGAGGAAGAUGCGGAUCUCAAGGCUGCGAUUGAAGCAUCUCUGCGUGAUAUGGAACAGCACAAGCAAAACCAUGCAGCCGCAUUGAAGAACGUGCCCACUCAAAAUUCUAUCUUGCGCGAUUCCUCUAGCACGCCCACUCCAUUGCCUAAAAACCCAUACGAACUAACCCCCGUUGAAACCGAGAAUAUUCAUCUCUUCUCUACACUGGUUGAUCGGCUCCAGCAUCAGCCGCCGGGCACAAUUCUUAGAGAGCCUCAGAUCCAGGAGCUAUAUGAGAGUAUCGGUGCGCUUCGACCAAAGCUGGCUCGAAGCUAUGGAGAGACCAUGAGUAAACAUGAUACAUUAUUGGAUCUCCAUUCCAAGCUCUCUACGGUUGUACGUUAUUACGAUCGGAUGCUGGAAGAGCGUCUGACCAUUGCCUAUUCCCAACACACCCUUGGCCAUGGAGCUGUCCCUGGUGGAGCGCAGUAUCCAAAUCUUCAGCCAGCGUUCGCUACUCACGCUCCCGACGUCCAGAGUGGAGCCGAGAAUUUCUAUUACGGAACUCAAAUGGACAGCUCCCGCCCGCCUACUACCAUGUAUGCACCACAGCAGGUGAACGGCGAUGGGUUCCAAGGUCCACCCACCUACCCAUCACAAACUCAACACGGAGCCCCCACAAAUGAGUCUUACGGUCAACCUUGGGGUGGGAACACCUACCCGACCCUUGGAUCACCUUCACCUAGCAACGGCAUUCCAAAUAACUAUACCAAUGCUCCGGCACCAAGUGCCCCUGCUCAAUAUUACGCAGGACCACACGACCAAGACUCGGCCAAGUCACCUAGCGCAGAACCCCCAUACCAGCCGUCGCCCAUUAUGCGCCGGGACUCUCAGUAUCAGGCCAGUGCGCCUCCCAGCGGCCCUACCCCCGUGUCCGAGCAACACACAUCUGCCGGGUAUGUGCAAUCGCCGGGCUAUUCUGUGACGCCUACUGUGCCAGCACUUCAUCAGCAGGCAACGGGCCCUUCUCAGUCUUACUAUUACCCGUCACAGUCUCAGCCUCAACAGCCUCCUAAUGCCGUGCCACCUGCCUACCCUUCAAUCAACGCUGGACAACCAGGGUCAUAUGCACAGGAGACUCAGCAACCGCCUUAUCAGCAACCAGCACGGCCAGUGGAGGAAAACCUGAUUGAGCUAUAG
This is a messenger RNA of Penicillium samsonianum, 2007 nucleotides long. It is a transcript of the gene vps27, whose product is annotated as ESCRT-0 subunit protein VPS27. Bases 1 to 2007 code for a protein of 668 amino acids. Lineage: Eukaryota; Fungi; Ascomycota; Eurotiomycetes; Eurotiales; Aspergillaceae. The record is from RefSeq and is a predicted model, not a curated record. Gene Ontology annotation, molecular function: phosphatidylinositol-3-phosphate binding; ubiquitin binding; metal ion binding. The transcript is spliced from 6 exons. Gene Ontology annotation, biological process: protein targeting to vacuole; protein transport to vacuole involved in ubiquitin-dependent protein catabolic process via the multivesicular body sorting pathway. Gene Ontology annotation, cellular component: ESCRT-0 complex.